Anopheles merus is the source of this 3900-nucleotide messenger RNA. It is a transcript of the gene XRCC1, whose product is annotated as DNA repair protein XRCC1. NCBI's taxonomy places the organism in Eukaryota, Metazoa, Arthropoda, Insecta, Diptera, Culicidae. Gene Ontology annotation, cellular component: nucleus. The record is from RefSeq and is a predicted model, not a curated record. Gene Ontology annotation, biological process: base-excision repair; double-strand break repair via nonhomologous end joining; single strand break repair. The transcript is spliced from 5 exons. Bases 149 to 2308 code for a protein of 719 amino acids. Gene Ontology annotation, molecular function: damaged DNA binding.
UAUGCGGCCAUAAUUCUGUCACGUAGGCUGUGAAUCCCAUAGUCCGCCGUCCGUUUGUUUACGCGAAUGUCAAAAUUACGCGCCACACUGGGCAUAACUCGCCGCAAGCGCUAUUCGCGUAUUUUCAAGACCAGCACGCACGGUUCAAAUGCCUUCCGUGAGUUUUAAAGCUAUUGAAUCGUUUAGCUCAGAAGAUCCGAACUACCCCGCCUCGAAUCUUCUGAAGCCCGGCAACAAGAAAUGGAAGUGUCGGGCAGCGGGCGAACCGAACGCCUUCGUGGUGCUACGGCUCGAGGAACCGGCCCACAUCACCGGCAUUGACAUCGGGAACGAACAUUCCGCCCUGAUCGAGGUGCUGGUUGCCCGGAGCGGUCCAACCAAUCCGGCCUUCACGGAAAUUCUGCUUGCCACCAAGUUCAUGAACCCGGUGGACAGCCGCAACUCAACUGGCACGAACGGGGUGCAGUGUUUCGGCUCUUCCGCCCUCAUACCGUCGGUGGCAGGCGAGAAGUGGGAUUUGGUGAAGAUCAUCUGCACCCAACCGUUCAACUCGCGCGUCAAGUAUGGUCUUACGUUUGUCGCGCUGCAUACCACGGCCACCGGUGGCGGGGUGGACAAAAAGGAGAAAAAGAGUCUGGUGCCGGAAAAGUUCCAGCAGCAGAUCCGGCAGGAAGCGGACAAGUCCAAAGACAAGCCGCUGGGCGGGUUAAACUUGGGUCGGUUUAUGCUGCGCGAAGAGUCGCCGGAUUCGGACGAUGCCGGAAGCUCGAGCAUGUUUGCCCGCUGGAAGAACAAAACGGCGGCAACGAUCAGCUCAACCACUGCGGGUCCAUCCGUCAGUGCCUUGAUGCGCGAUGCCAGCCACACACCGAAGGUACUGCAAAAGAACAUUCCCACACCCGGGAGUGUACGCAGUGUGGCGCAAGCGAAACCAAAACCACAAACGUUCGCGGCGAGCGAUGAAGAGGAGGACGUGAAGAUAGUCCACACCAGCGUGAAGGUUAACCGUAACGAUGUAUCCGUGUUGUACGACGCAGAGGAUGAUAAGCCGACAAAGAAGGUGAAUGAAAGUGUAGCCACAUCGCAUGCCCGUAGCGAGGUGGGAAGACGUGAAUCGGCCCUCACACCGAAGGCCGAAUCGAAGAAACCAUCCAAACUGCACGAUACAUCUUCUUCCAAGUUUAAAGAAUUCCUAAACCUCGCCGGGUCGACGAAUGGCGAACCGAGGCGAAAUGACGAAAGGAAAAGUUUGACUGCAACAACCCCGGAAGCUAGAAAACCACUAACAAAUCAUGUACAUUCUGAGCAGAAGAAGAAGAACACACCGGUUAAACCACAGGACCAAUCCCGUCCAUCGUUGUCCAUCGAGAAGCAAAAGGUGCCGCCUGCGAAGCGAUUGUCCUCUCCGUCGAAAAGCCCGCCCAGCAACCAUCGUGACGCUUACCCUAAUUUGAAAAAACCGAGGCUAUCAAACGGCCCCGUGGAGGACAGUGAUACGGAGGUACAGAGGAAACCGGUACAGUACAAACCGUUUGGCAAGCUGCUGGAAAAUGUGGUUCUGGUUAUAAGUGGAAUACAGAAUCCCGAUCGUGCUGACAUUCGUAACCAAGCGCUGGCGAUGGGAGCUAAGUACAAGCCUGAUUGGGAUGCGUCCUGUACCCAUCUGAUCUGUGCGUACAAAAACACUCCAAAGUACAACCAGGUGCACGGGAAGGGAAAAAUCGUAAAGCAAGACUGGAUCAAAACAUGUUACACCAACCGGAAACGGCUUUCCUGGCGCAAGUUCGCCCUGGAUACGGCGGAAGCAAAUGCAUCCGAUUCGGAGGCUGAAAUUGUAGAUAUUGCGAACAAACCGGCGGACAAGGUGGAGGAGAACCAGCCCGACGACGUCACCGUAGUGGACACCGUACAGGAGGGGGCCGUAAUGCUGCACGAGUUGAGUGACACGGAUGAGGACGCUGUCUAUGGUCCAUCUGCACAGAAGGUGUACGAGAAGAGUACGGAAGAGGAAGGCGAUCGUGCAAACGAGGACAGUGGUGCAGCGGACGGUGGGUUGGAUUUCUUCAAGGGUAAAAAGUUUUACCUUCAUCCCGAGCUGCCGGCCGUGGAUAAUAUUAAGCUCGAACGGUACAUACAGACGUUCCGGGGAAGCGUUUGCACAGAGAUGACCAGGGCGGAUUAUGUGAUUGCUCGCAGUAAGCAUACCUUACCGUCGUCCAGCCGGGCAGAGCUGGUGAAACCGCUUUGGGUGUACGAGUGCAACGACAUGGAAUGUCUGAUACCGGUAAAUCGAUAUCGCAUUGUUUAGUGACCCCGCUCUCCCGGGCGCUGUGUAACAUGACCAUCCAUGCAAUGGGACGUGAAAUACAUAUGUUGUAGUAUUUAUUCCGAUCGAAAAAGACACUGAAUCGAAAUAACAGCGUUGAGUGUGUGUGUGUGUGUUGCCUCUAUAUCGAACGUACGCUAGCACACCGGACCACAAAAAAAAGAAGCCGCCCUUAAACGAUCAUUUCCAGCUCGCGCGCGUACAUGAUCGCCUGCUCGGCCAGCUCCUGCGACGGUAUCGGUUCCUUCGGUUUCGCCAGCUCGUUCACGAAGUGAUAGAACCCGUCCGGGCUCAACUUCCAGCCCUUCUUCUCGCCGAACUGCUUCACCUCCUCCUUGGACUUCAGGUUCAGCCGCUUGGCCGCCUCCUGGAGCGAGAUGCGCUCGUACGAGCUUUCCAGACAGGCACCGAUCUCGUUCCGCACCGUCUGCAGCAGGAUGUCGAUGAAGAAGUUGUAGCUUUCCGCCGGCACGUUACCCUUCGCCUGGAAGAUUUUGUUGUACCGUCCCUCCAUCAGAUACUGCUCCAGCGCGAGCGGGUGCCGGAUGAAUGCGUUCGUCUGGAUGAUGUCGGCGGGCAGCAGCUCCAGCUCGGUGUGAAACUCGGCCACCCGGUUCUGGGACAGCAGAAACAGCAAGUUCAAUCCCAGCAGCUGGUACUUGUUCUUGGACUCACCGAUCAGUGUGCUGGAAGCAGGUUGAGUUUACGGUAAGUGAUAUGAAUAAACGGAUGGGAUUUUCCCCCAGAUGGAUAGUUACUUGUAGUCGUAGUAGAACCAUUUCAGCUGCAGGAUGUAACGCUCGAAGGCCGGGAUGUUUUUGGUGGCGAUGCUGUACUCCACACCUAUCUCGAGGAUGUCACGUGCGAUCAGCAGCUCCUGCUGGUUGGCCUGUGCAUUUCCGGUCGGUAUGUAGGACAUGCCAGCCAGAGCCACCUGAAACAGCCAACGCAUACACAAUGCACAUUCAUAAACAAUCGUAAAAUGCAGAGCAUGAAGGGGUCUCCUUUCCACCGCCGUGCAGUCCCGCGACACUUACCUUUAGUUUGUCCAGAAUUGUGCCACAUAGUUUCAGAUUGAUCGGAGAUUUAGUCCACUCCGUCUUCAGCUGCUUGUACAGUGCGACCGUGCUUUCCAUUGUUGUUCGUUUGCGCGACGACGGGAACGUUUGUUGCAGUAGCAGGACGAAAUUGUGGCCGCUUUUCCUUCUUGUCGCGUUUCGUGGGAUUCCUCUCGGUCCGCGAGAAUGAUUGGUCGAAAUUUUGUGUCUGUCAUCGGGUGUCAAAGUUGACAGCAAGCGCCCACCGCCGCGUGAAGCACCGAACCGUGCGCUGUAAACGCACCGCGGUCGGGAAUUUUUGCCCAUUCCGCCAUUUUGGACGGGGCAGCUACGGCGUCACAAAGCUUGACAGCGUCACUUUCCGCUGUCUAUACCUUGUUGGACACACGCAACGUCGCGAAGAAGCUCGAACAAGAAAAAGUGUCAACUUUUGCAAAUUUCGAAGCGUUGGUUUUGUGCGUGAUGCGUCGUGCUGUUCGUUUUGUCUGUACGCUGGUGCGUGAAAAAUAGUUGCCG